Messenger RNA from Cucurbitaria berberidis CBS 394.84, 2175 nucleotides. RefSeq names its product lipase 3 precursor. The record is from RefSeq and is a predicted model, not a curated record. Lineage: Eukaryota; Fungi; Ascomycota; Dothideomycetes; Pleosporales; Cucurbitariaceae. The transcript has 4 exons. The coding region runs from base 357 to 1970 and encodes 537 amino acids.
CGACGCCCGGCCAUUAUUUUGCCGGUCGACUCAACCUCCACAGCUGCUUGGCCUCUCUUGGGAUGCUAUAUUGCUCGGCGAUCGGACUUGACAGCUACAGACAUCGAUUAUCAUGACUUUUCUCUGCGCUGGGAUGGCAGCAUGUAGCGCCCGUCCCCAUGACAAGACUGUCGAAUAUGCGUCCACCGACGACCACAUCGAGUGCCACAUUCCCAUUGGUGGAUUUCGAGUGACUUUCCUAAGUCAUAGUCGACAACCUGCGCCCGAGGAGAUUCGAACGGUUCACAGGCACAUAAGUAGGCUGUCGUACCAUUGCGCCGGGUAAUGUAUUUGUCUCGACACAGUGGGCCUCCAUCAUGGUCGCCAUUCAAACUUUCCUCCUGUUUGGAGUAUGCCUUGUUGCACACGCCGCCACCAUCUCUCCCGUUGUACGAUCCAGGGGCGGGAUCUUCCAUGGUCGCUACCUCCCGCAAUUCAAUCAGGUCCUCUACCUUGGUGUCAAGUAUGCGCCGAAGCCAGUGCGCUUUGCUCCAGCCGAGCUGAUCAAGGACACGCCCGGGCAACACUUCAACGUCACGCAGUAUGGCCUUGACUGCAAAGGAUACGGCUCGGACACCAACUUGCUCGUCGCUGCGAAUUGGACGAAGAUGGGCGAAGACUGCUUGCAUUUGAACAUCAUCAAGCCCAAAUCUCGCGAGACGGGUUUGCCAGUGCUGCUCUGGAUCUACGGCGGCGGAUGGCAGCAGGGAGCAACGAGUGAUCCGCGAUACAACAUGAGCUACAUUGUCCAGCAAUCCGUCCUCAACAACAAGCCCGUCAUCGGCAUCUCCAUCAACUACCGCAUGGCAGCCUUUGGCUUCAUCAACAGCAAAGAGAUCGCCAAGACUGGGAAUCAGAACCUCGGACUGCGCGACCAGCGACUUGCGCUCAAGUGGGUGAACAGGCACAUCUCCUCCUUUGGCGGCGACCCAGCAAAAGUCACCAUCUGGGGCGAAUCCGCAGGCGCAUACUCGGUCGGCGACCACAUCAACGCAUUCAACGGGGCGAAUGAGGGCCUUUUCCGCGCCGCCAUCCUCGAAAGCGGCAGCGCAAUCGGACCACCUCUCAACGGCACAGACUGGUACCAGCACAUGUACGACAACAUAACUGCGUCCGUGGGCUGCGCAACCGCAAACGACACACUCCAGUGUCUACGCUCCGUGCCGUACGAGACAAUCGCACCGUACGGCUACCAAGGCCUGGAAUGGUUCCACACCAUCGACGGCUCAUUCAUUUCCCGCCCCGCCCAACAGUCGCUCACCUCUGGCAAAUUCGCGAAAAUCCCCCUCCUCCUCGGCACAAACACAGACGAAGGCUUCGGCGUCAACGGCGUAAACACCGACGCGCAGGCCAUCAACCAACUCACGCAUUCCAAGCGGUGGAACCUCAACGACGAACAGGCUAAAAGGUUGCUGGACUUGUAUCCGAAUGACCCUUCGCUCGGCGAGCCGUAUGGUUGGGGGAACCGCACGUGGCCGGAGAACGGGGCACAGUGGAAGCGGUACCAGAGCAUCGCGACGGAUCUUACCAUGUUUGCGCCGCGGAGGCUGUUGGCUGAGAGGAUGACCGCGUGUGGCGAGGAUGUGUUUUCGUAUCGGUGGGAUGCGCCACGGUUUAAUAGUACGCCGGGGGUGAUUGGGAUUAAUCAUUUCUCUGAGAUCCCCUUCGUCUUCGGCAACACACAGCAGCAGAUCACACCGCUGGGAAACAGUUCCGCCAACAUCGAGCUAUCAAAACUAGUCAUGAGGAUGUGGACUUCGUUUGCACAUGGACUUGAUCCAAAUGAUCAUGGAGUUCCAAACAUUGCCAAGUGGCCGCGGUACGCGACUCCGGCAGCUGCGAAUUUCGUGUUCCGCGCGGACACGAGUUAUGUUGAGCGGGAUGAUGACAGGUUGGAGGGUGUGGCUUAUAUUAACAGUCUGGUAAGGUAACGGAGGACCACAAUGUCGAGAGCAGUAUCUAGAAUUCCUCAAUCGUAUAUUCUUUAGUCAUGAUGCGGAGGUGGCGAGCGAUAAUUCGCGGUAGGCAGCAGCUUUGUCAGUGGAUAGAUGGUAGGAGUUGACGCUGUCUAGCUGGCUAUGCAAGCCGAGUCUAGAACAACGAUCGAAUACAAACAUGACCUACUUGAAAGCUUUA